CACCAACGUCCAACACUUCAACUGUUUUUUUUUUUUUUUUUUUUUUCAGAUUCUCAACACACCAGUGCCGUCCACUACACGAGGACUACCAGCAAAAAACGAUUAAGAAAUAAAAAGCACAAGAACAGAAGCUUUGCAGGAGAAACUUCGGUUGCGGACGUGUGAGGAGUUGUACAGAGCAACAUGUCGUCCAGACAGCUCCGCAAGCUUCAGAAGCAGCGCGAUGAGGCACAAGCCUCUAGUAUUGCUGCUGAUGAAGGAAGCGAUUCUGCGGAUAAUAGUGAUGGUGCUGCUGUUCGCGCAUCACCUGCCCGGCCGAAUCUGUUCGCAGCUUUGGGAGGAGAGGACGAAGAAGAGCCUCCCACUGAGGAUGAAGAGGAUCAGCCUGAUGAGGUUAUGGCAGACGAGAAGAUUGAAGCGACACCGACAAUAUCGAGCAAAAACAAAAGGAAGAAAAAGAAAAAGAAGGCAAAGAAGGCCAGUGCUGCAAACAAUGAGGUCGCAAAGGACUCUGAAGAUGAGAUUGAUAAGGCUUUGAAGGAUUUAAAAGUUUCCUCGCAAGAACAGACUGGCGCUGCCGGAGCUCCGAAGCGCAAUUUCGCUUUACAAGCUGAGCUGUUUGGAAUCAACCCCUACCAUCUCAAGGCUAUGAACGAGAUGCGCAAUCUCUUUGGCCGUGAGGUGAUUGAAUCGGCACAGGCCGAAGAAGACCAGGAACAAGCCAGGCGUAUGGGUGGCAGCCGUCGUCAACAGAUGCAAGCCAUGCGACAGCAAGUCGACUUGGAAACAUUUCUAAGAGAACCCCCUGGCGCCCCUAAGCUGCCGGAGGUGUCGCUCCGACGAAACCUGUUUAUCCAAGGCAAGGAGCAUUGGCCGAAGCAAUCUGCUGGUGGCUUAACUAUGAAGGAAGUGGGCAAAGCUGAAGAUGGAUCAUCUACAGAGUAUGCAUACAUUCAUGAAAAGGCAUAUGACGAGAUUCAGUCUGUCUUUUUCGGCUGUGUUCAGCUUGGUGACCCGAUGAGGAUGGUUCACAUGCUCAAGCGAGUUCCAUAUCAUGUUUCGACACUUCUGCAAGUCAGCUUUGUGGCGAAGCAAGACCAAAACAUGGCACUCUCUUCUGAGCUCUGCGAACGAGCCCUUUUCACUUUUGGUCGCGUGACCACAUCAGCCUUUCGCCAGGAUGUAGAGCAAGGCAGAGCACGGCUUGAUUUCCGACGACCGGAGAAUAGACAAUUCUGGCUUGCAGGUUAUCAUUAUAUUCGAAGCCUUCUACGAAAGGGAACAUUCCGAACAGCGCUGGAAUGGUCUAAGCUUCUGUAUGCUCUCGACACGACAGAUCCGUUUGCUAUGCGUCACUAUCUGCACUUCCUUGCGGUACGAUCUUACGAAGGCCAAUGGCUACUAAAAUUCUUGGAUGACUUGAGAGAUAAUGGAGAGCAUGAAGACUCGGUGUAUAUCGAACAAAGCCGAGUACUAGCAAAGUUGCAACUGGGAGACACUGCCGGCGCACGGGCGGAUUUGGAGGUCGGUAUUAAAACUCUACCUUGGCUUUACUGUGCACUAUUCCAAGAGCUCGGCCUAGAUGCACCACCAUCAAUCUGGGGUAUGAAUGCAGAAUCCGACUCGAGGCAGUUUUGGGUUAAGCUGUACAUAUACUUGGCCAAAGACAUCUGGAACAAUACUGGGGCUACGUCUCUGUUGCAACAGGUUGCCAAGAGCAUGGAAAAGGUUGACGUAUCUACUUUACCGGCUGAUGAUAGCUCACCGGGUCUCGAUGCUACACGUUUGGCAUAUCUCGAAGGGCAGACCGGCCUGCUAGCGGUGGCGCCACGAGCACUGCUUGACCAGCAGCCGAAUUACGAAUUCGAUCCAUUGCCUCCAAAAGAAGAGGACAAUGUGUUUACUGGAGAGGGAACAAGAUUGCCAUGGACUGCGAGCCGCACCUCAUCGCAAGCAGGCGUCAACGAUAUGCUUGCUCGUCUCCAAGCGAUGGGUAUGAGGCAGGGCGGAGGCCCCCGUGUCGCACGCGGUGCGAUGCAGGCAGCCGCGGACCCAGACAACUCUGACGCAGACUACGAAUCAGACGAGGAGCUAAGGCGAGAUCUUGAGGAGCAUGCGCGACGCGCAAAUGAACCUGGGAUGUUUGAUGCGUUGUGGCAGAUGCUUGGUAUGCGAGGCGCAGAGCAGCAAGCUGCCAGCGAAAUGAUUAUUGAAGGCGGCCCUACCCCUGGUGCAUGGCCAGAAGACUACGAUGUAGAGGAUGACGCUUUUGACGGUGACUAUGCAGAGGAUGACCAUGUAGAAGAAACUCACUAACCAAGGGUGCUGGCUCUGGAAGGGCACAGAAUAACUUGAAUAUACAUGCCAUUGGCGUUUUUUUACUAUGAGCAA
This is a messenger RNA of [Torrubiella] hemipterigena, 2391 nucleotides long. Lineage: Eukaryota; Fungi; Ascomycota; Sordariomycetes; Hypocreales; Clavicipitaceae. The record is from the annotation of a GenBank genome assembly.